Molecule: messenger RNA, 2203 nt
Organism: Malurus melanocephalus (red-backed fairy wren)
Lineage: Eukaryota; Metazoa; Chordata; Aves; Passeriformes; Maluridae
Product: antigen-presenting glycoprotein CD1d-like
Exons: 4
Coding region: 82-1053 (323 amino acids)
Biological process (GO): antigen processing and presentation, endogenous lipid antigen via MHC class Ib; antigen processing and presentation, exogenous lipid antigen via MHC class Ib; positive regulation of T cell mediated cytotoxicity
Cellular component (GO): external side of plasma membrane
Molecular function (GO): exogenous lipid antigen binding; lipopeptide binding; endogenous lipid antigen binding
Source: RefSeq, a predicted model, not a curated record
UGGGUUGAAGCUUGGGAUCCCACGGGUUGUUCCUCCUCCCACAGUCACUGCUGCUGCUUCUUCAGCCUUGCCGCAUGCGUCAUGCAGCCCCCUCGCCUCCUCGUCUUCCUCUUUCUCCCGAUCCUCCUCCCUGGGAUGUGGGCAGACCCAGAGGCAGAGCCACAGGUUAUCCAGUACCUCCUGACUGGCCUCUUUGCCAACAUCAGCUCUGCUGAGGUGUCAUGCUUGGGACUCGUAGGGGACAUACCCAUCUUUACACUGGAUCCUGCCAACUGGAGCAUCCACUUCCACUGGCCCUGGGCCAGUCAGGCUGCAGCUGAGGGUGAUGGGGAAAAGAUAUUUUCCCAGUACAAAAUUGCUCUGCGCAAUAUGAUCCGAUUUGUGCACGACAUAGUUCAGCAGACAAAAGAGCACUACCCAUUGGUGGUCCAGUUCCGUGCAGGCUGUGUGCUGUACCCCAAUACGACAAGCUGGGGUUUCCUGAAUGUCAGCUGGGAUGGCAGAGACCUCAUAGUUUUUGAGGUAGAUAAACAGCGCUGGGAGAUCCAGCAGCCAUCCCAGGUGGCAGAGGUGGUCAGCAAGAGCCUGAACAGGCAGAAAUCCGUCACAGUGCUCCUAGAGUACCUUCUCUCYACCUGGAUAUGCCACAGCAAUUUCCGUGCCCUGGAGAAGUAUGGGAGGGCAACUCUGGAGAGACAAGAGCUGCCUGURGCCACAGUCUUYGCCCRYACCCCCAGCCUAGACCAGCUGCUGCUUGUUUGCCACGUCACCGGCUUCUACCCUCGUCCCAUCAGCGUGGCCUGGCUGCGGGAUGGCUGUGAGGUGCCUCCGAGCCCAGUGCUCAACACCAGCWCCACCCUGCCCAAUGCUGACCUCACCUAUCAGCUCCGCAGCAUCCUGGCCGUGACCCCCCGUGAUGGGCACAGCUAUGUCUGCCGUGUGCGCCACCGCAGCCUGGGCACCCAAAGCCUUCUCAUCCCACGGGGCAGGUGGCACCCACAAUGGGAACAGGGGCCCAUCCAUUUGUCCGGAGGAGGAUCAGUUCAGCUCUAAUGGCAGGUCCAGCAAUGGACUCCUAUGCACCCACAAUCCCUCUCUCUCCUUUCUCCUCAAGGCAAAUCCAUGAUAGCUCUCAGCAUCAACAUCACCAUAAUGGUGCUGCAUCACUGUACUUGGUGCUACACGUGCAGGUGAGGUCACCUCCUCCAAGAUGCACCAGGCCCAUUGGCUCAAAGCCAUGGCACGUGGGAGCUGCCUAACCAGAGCCUCCUGUCCUUGUCCAGCCUCACUCACCUCCUCCUGCAGAAGCUAAGAGCUGAGAGGAUGGGACACAAYAGGGAUGCUCUGGAGCCACAUUCUCUGGGUCAGGGAUGGUGGAUGCAGCCCAUGCCAGGCAGCAUAUCCAUCUGCACCAGGAGUACAAAAGACGGCUUGAGUCACGCGCCGUCACAAGCCUGGGCUUGACCCCAGGUGAAUCUAUGGGCAAGCGGCUUCCUGCUACCUGCCCAACCAGGCACCUGCCUUUGCAUGCCUCCUCACCCCUCUUCCUACUGUGCCCUUCCGUCAUUCCUGUCCCUUUCCCCAACCCCUAUCCCUCUCUUUCCCCACCCACCCCCAGCCGUAGCCCUGGCCCCUUCCUCAUCUCAAACUGCUUGGUUCCGCUUCCCCUUCCGCAGCCCCUCCUCUGUCCCUGUGGAUCCCGUGCCCCACUCCCAGGCAUAGGAGCCAGCAGGAUUCCCUGCCUCACCACGCCUGAGAGAGCUGCUGUGGUGGUUUUGCUUGGUCCAGCUUUUUAGUGGUGGGGAAUGGGACCAGAAAACCAUAAAAAUGGCUCUGUGAGAAAGUUCUGGAAGGUUCCUCCAUCAUGUCCAGCAAAGGACCUCUGCCCCUCUGUGUUUUAGGGCCAAUCUCUGAUGGCUCUGAGGAUGAUGGACAGGUUGCUGGCCAAUUAGAGAUAUUGGUUACACCUCUAUGAUGGUCUCAUAUUUAAGAAGAAUUCAAAACAAGUUAGUUUGCAGCAGCUGCCAUUAACCCUUAGUUAGAGGUGGGGGUGAGGCAAGGAGAUGUAAAAAGAAAUGGAGACUUGAAGGUCAGUGGAGAAGGCGGGGCAGAAGGUGAUUUGAAAGCCAUGGUGCUGACCACACUAUGGAGGAGCAGGCUGUUCCCAAGGUGACUGUUCAGUGGGAGACAUGCAGAGAGAAAG